AUGCCGUUCGACAUCAGCAAAGCCCGCGAGCACUUCCCCGCACUACAGCAAGACCAGGUGUACUUGGACAAUGCUGGAGGCAGUCAGGCACUGGGAGAGGUGAUUCAAUACCUGUCCAAAACCAACGUCCAGCUCGGCGCUUCCUACCAUACAGGCUCUCAAAGUAACACCAAAUACGAAGAUGGAUAUCAAGCCGCAGCAAAAUAUCUAAAUGCUGAUCGCAGUGAGAUCGUUCUCGGAGCAUCAACCACCCAGCUCUUCAUGAACCUCGCCAGCGCGCUCAAAUUCAAGGAAGGCGACGAGAUCAUCUUGACCAAGAUGGAGCACGAGACGAAUGUCAAGCCUUGGCUGUACAUGGCUGAGCGCCUCAAGCUGACGGUCAAGUGGUGGGUAUCGUCGAAGGAAGACGGUCUGAAGCUUACGCCGGAGAAUCUGAAGCCGUUGCUUUCGUCAAAGGUAAAGUUUGUCGCAUGCACCCACGUGUCGAACAUUCUGGGUACCAUCCAUGAUGUGCGCGCCAUCGCGGAUGCCGUGCACGAAGCCGGCGCUUUACUGUGUGUCGACGGCGUGAGCUUUGCGCCACAUCGCAAGGUUGACGUGAAGGCGUUUGGGGUCGACUUUUACUCGUUCUCAUGGUACAAGGUGUACGGCCCUCACAUCGCCGUCUUGUACGCCAGCAACGCCGCCCAAGAUCACGUGCAGCCGUUGGCUCACUUCUUCAACCCUACAAAGACUCUCGAGGACAAACUUGGCUUCGCAGGGUCUAACUAUGAGUGCGUGCAGGCUAUCCCGCAGAUCACGAAGUACCUCGAUGGCGCUUGGGAUGUCAUUGCUGAGCAUGAAGGCAAGCUGCAGAAGAUUCUUCUGGACUUUCUUAAUUCGCGUCCGGACGUCACGAUCAUCGGUUCGACAUCAGCGGAUUCGAAAGAGCGCGUACCGACAGUUUCAUUCACGGCAAAGGGCGUCAACUCAAAGCAGCUCAUCGCAGAGGCGGAGAAGAUCUCCAACUAUGGUUUCAGGUGGGGGCAUUUCUACUCAAAGAGGCUGUGCGACGAAGUGCUUGGACUUGAGCCUGAAGGCGUUGUACGUGUCAGUAUGGUGCACUACAACACCGAGGAAGAGAUCAAGGGUCUGGUUGAGAUUUUGAAGAAGAUUCUGCCACAGGUUUGAUUCCUUUACUGCAUUUACACAGCAGCUAUUUCCCGGUGCAACAUCCUGCUUCGGAGAGACGAAACAAGUCCUUUGACCCC
Parastagonospora nodorum SN15 is the source of this 1250-nucleotide messenger RNA. RefSeq lists its product as hypothetical. Lineage: Eukaryota; Fungi; Ascomycota; Dothideomycetes; Pleosporales; Phaeosphaeriaceae. The record is from RefSeq and is a predicted model, not a curated record. The transcript is spliced from 4 exons. The coding region runs from base 1 to 1170 and encodes 389 amino acids.